AUGAGUUCUCUCUUUGUUAAGUGCAUGGUUUGCUAACAAAGACCAGCCACUAUAAAGUGCAAUUAAUGUUAAUUGGGCUAAACUUAUCGAUUGUGUUACAGUUGUGAUUCUUAAGUACACAAUAAAAACAAUCCAUCAGAAGAACAGCAUAAAACUGAGAUUAUCCCAUAUCAAGAAAUGUAUCAAAAGGCAGGAUCUGCCUCAGCUUUGAAAGAUUCUUCCUUGAAAUCUAAACCUGAAUAGUAAUAGCAAAAGCAAUAACCACAAGGUAUAGCAAAACCUUAAUCCUCGGCUUCAUCUAAGCAAUUCUCGAACAACUUUAAAUCAGUAAAGCCUGAUAUGCCAUAAAAAGAAGAAAUUUUGAAUAAUUAAAAACCUGUUAAAGAACCUGUUCAAUUGGUCUAAUAGCAAUCUUUACCCAAUAAGUUUACUAACAAUUACAUUUACCCUUAAUCUUAAACCAAACAAAAAGUAGAACCUAAAUAAGAAGAGAUCUAAAGGCAAAAUAAUUCUGCAUCUUAUAUGAGCAACUAAAACAAUAAACUCAAGGAGUAGAUUUAAGAAGAAUAAGAUUAAAAUAAUGAUUUAAGGAGAGAAAUACAGUAAACUAAAGACUAAAUUAAAAACAUUAAUAGUGAAAUCGAUAAGAAAAUAUAAUAAAAUUCAAGAGAUUUUGAAAAGAAAAUAAAUGACUUAAAGAAAGAAAGCACAGAAGAGAAAAAGAAAAUAACUAAUUUAACUGAUGAAGUUAAAAAAUUAACUGAAUAAGUUAAAAGCGUUGAUCAAUAAACUUAAAAAAAAUUAGAUAAUUAAAAAAAAUAAUAUGAAAAAUAGAUCAAAGAUAUGGAAUCAGUCAUCAACGAAAAGUAACAAUAAAUUGAAGAAAUUGCUGAAGAAUUUUAGAAUUACAAUCUAGAGGACAUUUAGGCUAAAAUGGAUGAAAUGGCUAAUGAAAUAGAUGAAAAAGACUAAAUUAUAGAAGAAUUGAAAAAUUAACUUGAAUAAGGAGGAGGAGAAGAAAAAAGGGAAGAUAAUGAUGAAUUAUUGCAAUAACUUGAAUAAAAGGAUGAGGAAAUUAAAAAGUUAGAGAACCUAAUAGAAAAUUUCAAAUAAUUAUAUUAAUAAAUGUAAGAUGAAAAGUAAGCAAUGAUGGAAGAGAAUGAGAAAUUACAAACUGAGAAUAAUCAAUUCAGAGAAUUGUUUAGUUAAAAUCUUCACCUGUUUGGUAUUGAUCCAAAUCAAUUGGAAGAGGAAGAUGGGGAAGGCGAAUAAGAAGGAGAAGGAGAACAAUAUGAGUAGGAUGAAGAAGAGAAUUGA
Messenger RNA from Paramecium tetraurelia, 1317 nucleotides. RefSeq lists its product as uncharacterized. Lineage: Eukaryota; Ciliophora; Oligohymenophorea; Peniculida; Parameciidae. The record is from RefSeq and is a predicted model, not a curated record. The transcript is spliced from 7 exons.